ACUCUUUUAAGACCCGGAAGCUGUUCCGACGCACACCGGAUGUCGGCUUCCCUUCACCUCCCUUGUCUUUUUCUUCCGCCAUCUUGCGCCCGGAUUGUCUCGAACGAAAUGCCUGGAGAAGCCACAGAAACUGUCCCGGCAACGGAACAGGAGCUGCCCCAGCCUCAAGCUGAGACAGCUCCAGCUCCUGGGGCCCCCAUGGAAACGAUGAGCAAGCCAGUUACUACCAAGAAUCCUGAGAUAGGAGGCAAGGAUUUUCAGGCUGGGACUGCUUUAGAGUGUUCAGCAUCUGCCAUUCCUGCUUCUUUUCCUGGUGCUGCUGAAGCACCUCCAGUCUGUUCUCAGCCUCCCAUUCUAGCAUCAGCUGUUUCCACCUCUUCUACUUAUAGCCCCCUCCACCCUUCCGCUUCGUGCCAUGAUGCUAACUCUCCCCUUGCUAGCCUCUGUCCCUUCACUACAACACCAGAACUGGUUACCUCUGUCUCUUUGGUACAAGCCACUCCUGAUGCUGCUUUGUCUUCGGCUGACUCAGUUAUGUUAUCUCAGACCCUUUCUCCCGUGAAACCACCAGUUAUGGCUGGUGUUGCACCUGUUGACAUGUCCCUACCUUUAGGGCCUGUAGCCUCUCCCCCAGCCUCAGUAACUGCCUCUGGAUCUCUUACUUCUGCUCCAUCAACAUUUCCUAUAAGCCCAGCAGGGUUAACUUCUGCAGCCUCAGUUUCUCCAAUUCCAUCAUCUCCUGUCCCAGCUCCUUUCAUUCUCCCAAUUGCUCCUGUGUCUGUUUCUAUGGCUACAGCUCCCAUCCUUGAUGCAGUUCCAGCUCCUACUACUGUGGCUUUACCCUUUAGUCCAACUCCUUUCCCUCCAGAUUCUGCCGGUGCUCCUGCUUUGUCACCAACACUUCCUAUCCCUAACACUGCAACCCCUACUCUCGAUCCAGUGGCUCCCAUUUCAUCCUCUCUUCCCCCUCACCAGCCUUCCAUACCCAUCAGUUCUGUUCCAUCCCUUCCUGAUUCUAUGACUGUUCACGGUUCCAUCAUUUCUCCAAUGCCUGUAUCGAUUCCGAGACAUCCUGCAGGGUCACCUACAGAAUCUGCAUCUCAUCCUGUGACUCCUUUGGCAUCUAUUUCCAGUUCUGAGAUCCCGGCUUCAUCUCCUAAAGUUUCUGGGGCUGAUCCUUUGUCUCCAGCAAAGCUUGCUCCUGCAAUACCACCUGCAAAAUUUACUUCUGGUCCUGAAUCCAGUAUCAUGUCCCCAGCAAAGCCUGCUCCUACACCAUUGUUACCCGAAGGUCCUCCUGGCAAACCUGUUUCUGGUUCUCUACCACCUGUGAAAUUGGCAUCUGGUCCUGCAGCCCCAGAAGUAUGUCCUGUGUCUGGUCCACUAUCUGUUUCUUCCCAGCUACAAACUCCUAUUUUGACAACCGUUUCCGACUCUGUAACUACUUCUCUAGACAAAGCAGUACUGGCUUCUAAACAGGUGGCUCCUGCUAAGUCCCCUGUGAAACCUCCUCCCUCAGAACAUCCUGCUGAUGCUAUGAUCACAGCAGGUCCAAUAAUGAAGCCUGCUUCUGGGUCUGUAGCACCUUCUGGAACCCCAAUAGGCCCUUCUAGCCCUGUACCACUUUCUUCACAGCCAGAGAGUCCCACUUCAGUUCCUAUUUCUGGCUCUGCUUCACUGGGCACAGCAGUGUCUAAGCCUAAAGAACAGAGUACGGUACUUCCUUCUGUGAAACCGUCUUCCUCUUCAGAAAUUUCUUCAGGUCCUAUGUCCUCAUCAGGCUCUGUUCUUACACCUUCGCUUCCUCCAUCGCCCCCAAUGAAAUCUACUUCUUCAGUGCCUAUUCCUGAGCCCAUUUCCCCUUCUUCUGCUACAGCAGCAGGACUAAUCUCUGCUCCAGGACUACCCAAAGGGCAGCCUGUGAAAACUGUUCCUAGUCCUGUGGCUCCUACAGGACCCCCUGUGGAAUCUGCUCCCCUUUCAGCCCCUGUUUCUAGUCCAGCAAUGCCUCCCACGAGCCCUUCGCCACCUGCUUCCAAGAGGGUCCCACCUGUUUUGGGACUAGCUCCUGCUCCUUCCAUAUCUGCUUCUGUAACUCCAGGGACGGCUGUUUCUCAGCCUGCGGCUGAUUUUGGCCCUGUAGCUGCAGUAGAGCCUGCUCUUGUCUCACCAGCAUCUGCUGUGAAGCCAUUUUCAACUUCGGAACUUGCUUCUAGCUCUUUGUCUAUGGCAGAUUAUGUUUCUAGUCCUGCAAUGCCUACUGCCCAUACUCCUGCACUUAUUUCUGGAUCCACAGCCCUUCCUCUGGCCUCUGAAGGGGUUACUCCUAGUUCAUUAGCAUCUGCUUCCCAUCCAGCAGCAGCUUCUGAGGUACCUCCUCCUGAACAUCAGGCAUCACCUAUAGUUGUAGCAGAGAUGGCUUCAGCUCCAGUGACACCAGCCACACCUGCCCUGAUAACGUCUCCUGUGGGCCCAACAAUGGCAGUUUCUCACCCAGCACCCUCUGCGGUGCCCGCACAAGUGACCGUUCCUGGAACCCCUGCUGCUUUUCCUAAACCUCUUUCCUCUCCUGACCUUGUAGCCUCUGCCAUCCCUCCUCCUGGCAUUGCGCCUCUGCCUUCUGCAGUGACUCCUUCCGUUUCCCCUGCAGCAGCAUUUUCUACUCCAGUAACCCUUAGUCCUGUCUCUAGCCCCAAAUUGCCCCCUGUCCCCGCCUUAGACAUAAGCCAGGUUUCCAUUUCAACUGGGAAGGCGAUGCCUUCCCAGAAAAUGGCACCUUUGCCUCUUGCACCUGCUGAUCCUUCUGUUUCUACUCCUCCUAUUGCAAGCAGUCUCACUCAGCCGGCUUCUCCUGCACCCUCUCCUUCUACCCCCAUGAAAAAGCUAGAACCUUCCUCUGUGCUUCCCAAGCCAUCCCCUGUUGCACCUGCACCUGGUUUAGCACCUGAAGUGACCCCCAGCCCUAUUUCUACUACCUUUGAAGACGACGAGCUGCCACCCUUGAUCCCUCCAGAGGUACAUGUUGAGGAGUCACCUCUGCAGCCAGUCCUGGUGGACUUCUCUCCUAAGACAGCUGUGCCCCUUGCUGAGGUUCCAGCAACUGCUCCUUUACCACCUCCUCCUAUCAAACAGCCUUUCCUGAAGAAUAACAAGGGUAUUUGCCUCUUCGGUUUGCUGUGUGCAUGGAUAUCAAAGGCCACUCACUGAAUACUAACUUAAUUGUACAGGCAUGGAGUGUGAAUUCCCUCUGCUUUAACUGUUAGACUAGAAACACGCCAUUUAGGAUUUAAAAUUUACUAAGUCAAAAUAAACCUAGAUUAAGUUAUCAUAGUUGAAUUUUGUUGUGCACACUGUGAUUCAUGAUUUAUGUUUAAGAACAUACACUACUAAUGUGAUAGUUGAAUCACUGGGCAUGAUGUGUGUGUUUAAUAGAUGUGUCUGAGCUGAUAUCUGUGGAAGAGAACUAACCUAGAAACUGUAAUCACCUCUUUGUUUUCAAUGGCACACUGUCAUUUCAGCCUGCUUUUUUUGUUUCUAGUGUUUUGCUUGUGGUUGCAUAUCUAGUAGAUUUUGUUAAUUGCAGAUGCAUUUCAUGGUAUGUUCUGUGCUAGGAGGUGGUAUUUUACCCUCAUCCUUAAAGAAUUUGUGGUCUAAUGUUGAUGUCCUCCUUCAGUUUAUUGUUCAGUGUCUAUAUUUGCAACUGCAUUUUGGAUGAGUGUGUAUAAAUAGGAAGCUCUCUGUUAAAUACUUGCAUACCCUGUGUGUUAAAUUCACGUGUUGUCUGUUAGAGAAUAAAAAUUAGUAGUCUGGUGUUUCUGUCCAAUUUUCAGUCACUUAAAUGUAAUCACAUGCAUACGCAAUUUAGGGUAAAGGUGCCAGGGUUUAGCAUCACUUGGAAUUAAGAUAGUAUUAGUAAGACAGAUGGGGACAUCAGUUGUGCUUGUUCCAGAAAACCUGUGCCCUGAAUAUGCUUUUUUGUCAGUAAUCACAUUUAUUCCCUUCUUGCAUUGCAGUCACACAGAUAUUAAGGCAUGUGAGCUAGCACUUCACUGAAACUUGCAUCCAGAGAUGGCAGUCAUAUAAUGGUGGUGGUGUCUUGAAGUUAUCUCUGAAAGAUACAAAUGCAAACUAUUACAUGCUUUAAAAGUACUUUUACUUUUUAAGUGAGUCAUCAUUUAGUAUUCAUUUAGUCCUUGCAAACAUCUUUCUUAAGUUUUAUUGUUUUAAAACCUUGGGAACGCGCCAUGAACUUGAGCAGACUUUCUUCAUCUUGCACUCCCUUGCUCACGUUCCUUUGUUUUUUGAUGCAGGAUAACCAGUUUGCCAGAACAAAUUUAAAUCAUAUUUCUGAAUUCUGUGUACUUAACCGGUAUUUCUUUGGCUUACCAUGUGUGUACCCAGCUGCUUCAGAACACUGAACAGGAAUUCAUAAUUAAAACAUGGAUUAGUGUGAUGUUUGAAUCCACUUUGAAGCAGUCUUAAUUGGUGCUAGUUGUUGUUUGUCCUAUGUACACAUCAUGCUAAACCCUAGGUCUCACAAAUUGUGAAAAGGAAGGGAAUCUAUGCAUAAUGAGGAAAGGUGUUCAGAUCCAUAGCAUAUUUCUAAGCUCCAAUCAUGGGCCAAAUUACAGUAUGCCAAAAUGAAACGGUCAUUUUUUUUUUUUAAAGUACUAGUUAAAUGAAACAAUAUCCUUACCCUGAGAAUGUGAUCAACACCUUGCUUGCAAGUUCCCAGGAAGAAACCUGUUCUUCCUGUGAACCUUGAUUGAACAAACUCCCUGUCCUAUUGCCACAUAAGUUAAACCACUAUUAUAUUACAUCACUGCCAUUUCGGAAUUUCGUUGUCUGUAAAUUUAUUUUUUUCCAUGUGUGUGGGAAAUGUUGGGGAUAUGUUCUUUUACUACCAGACAUUUCUGAAGUAUUUUGGCUUGAAAUUAUUUUUUAACAAUGUUUGCACAAUAAAAGUUUCUUCAUGAACCAAGCAGCAAAGCUCUGGGCCUGCCUGCCACUCCCAAUAGAGACCAAGUUGGAAAGAAAUUAUGCAUGU
Messenger RNA from Thamnophis elegans (Western terrestrial garter snake), 5047 nucleotides. RefSeq names its product nascent polypeptide associated complex subunit alpha (gene NACA). Gene Ontology annotation, biological process: protein targeting to membrane. The record is from RefSeq and is a predicted model, not a curated record. The coding region runs from base 40 to 3207 and encodes 1055 amino acids. Gene Ontology annotation, cellular component: nascent polypeptide-associated complex; cytoplasm. Lineage: Eukaryota; Metazoa; Chordata; Lepidosauria; Squamata; Natricidae. The transcript is spliced from 5 exons.